This is a messenger RNA of Octodon degus (degu), 4441 nucleotides long. RefSeq names its product signal peptide, CUB domain and EGF like domain containing 1 (gene Scube1). The coding region runs from base 58 to 3114 and encodes 1018 amino acids. NCBI's taxonomy places the organism in Eukaryota, Metazoa, Chordata, Mammalia, Rodentia, Octodontidae. The record is from RefSeq and is a predicted model, not a curated record. Gene Ontology annotation, biological process: signal transduction. Gene Ontology annotation, cellular component: cell surface. The transcript is spliced from 23 exons. Gene Ontology annotation, molecular function: calcium ion binding.
GCGGCGGUCGGAGGGUCCCGCGCCCCGCACGCCGGCCUGGCCCGGCCCGCAGCGAGCAUGGGCGCGGCGGCCGUGCGCUGGCAUUUGUGCGUGCUGCUCGCUCUGGGCUCGCGCGGGCGGCUGGCCGGGGGCAGCGGGCUCCCAGGCGCGGUCGACGUGGACGAGUGCUCCGAGGGCACAGAUGACUGCCACAUUGAUGCCAUCUGCCAGAACACACCCAAGUCCUACAAGUGCCUCUGCAAGCCAGGCUACAAGGGGGAAGGGAGGCAGUGUGAAGACAUUGACGAGUGUGAGAAUGACUCUUACAACGGAGGCUGUGUGCACGAGUGCAUCAACAUCCCGGGGAACUACAGGUGCACCUGCUUUGACGGCUUCAUGCUGGCGCACGACGGACACAACUGCCUGGACGUGGAUGAAUGCCAGGACAACAACGGUGGCUGCCAGCAGAUCUGUGUCAACACCAUGGGCAGCUAUGAGUGUCAGUGCCACAGUGGCUUUUUCCUCAGUGACAACCAGCACACCUGUAUCCACCGCUCCAAUGAGGGUAUGAACUGCAUGAACAAAGACCAUGGCUGUGCCCACAUCUGCCGGGAGACACCCAAAGGUGGGGUGGCCUGUGACUGCAGGCCCGGCUUUGACCUUGCCCCAAACCAGAAGGACUGCACACUAACCUGUAACUAUGGAAACGGAGGCUGCCAGCACAGCUGUGAAGACACAGACACGGGCCCCAUGUGUGGCUGCCACCAGAAGUAUGCCCUCCACUCUGACGGCCGGACGUGCAUCGAGAAGGAUGAGGCUGCAAUUGAGCGCUCUGAGUUCAGUGCCACGUCAGUAGCUGAUGUGGACAAGCGGGUGAAACGGCGGCUCCUCAUGGAGACAUGUGCGGUAAAUAACGGAGGCUGUGACCGGACGUGCAAGGACACUGCCACUGGCGUGCGAUGCAGCUGCCCCAUCGGAUUCACACUGCAGCCAGAUGGGAAGACGUGCAAAGACAUCAAUGAGUGCCUGGUCAACAACGGCGGCUGCGACCACUUCUGCCGCAACACUGUGGGCAGCUUCGAGUGCAGCUGCCGCAAGGGCUACAAACUGCUGACGGACGAGCGCACGUGCCAAGACAUCGACGAGUGCUCCUUCGAACGGACCUGUGACCACGUCUGCAUCAACUCUCCAGGGAGCUUCCAAUGCCUGUGUCACCGCGGCUACACGCUCUAUGGGACCACUCACUGCGGAGAUGUGGACGAGUGCAGCAUAAGCAAUGGGCACUGCGAUCAGAGCUGUGUCAACACCAAGGGCAGCUACGAGUGCGUGUGCCCGCCAGGCAGGCGGCUGCACUGGAACCGGAAGGACUGCGUGGAGACCGGCAAGUGCCUCUCCCGGGCCCAGGCCUCCGCGCAGGCCCAGCUGUCCUGCAGUAAGGUGGGCGGCGUGGAGAGCUGCUUCCUUUCCUGCGUGGCCCACACCCUCUUCGUGCCAGACUCGGAGAACAGCUACAUCCUGAGCUGCGGCGUUCCAGGUCUCCAGGGCAGGACGCAGCCCAAGCACAAUGGCACCAGCUCUGGCAGCGGGCCCAGCUGCUCAGAUGCCUCCACUGCCCCCAUCAAGCAGAAGGCCCGCUUCAAGACCAGAGAUGCCAAGUGCCACCUCCGGCCCCGCAGUCGGGAGCGAGCAAAGGAAACCCAGAGGCAGCCCCUGCUGGACAACUGCCACGUGACUUCUGUGACCCUCAAGUGUGACUCCUCCAAGAAGAGGCGCCGAGGCCGCAAAUCCCCUUCCAAGGAGGUGUCUCAUGUCACAGCAGAGUUCGAGGUGGAGCUGAAGAUGGAGGAGGCCUCAGAGGCCUGCGAUGAGGACUGCAUCCGGAAGCAGGCCGAGCAGAGCUUGCAGGCUGCCAUCAAGACCCUGCGGAAGGCCAUCAGCCGGCAGCAGUUCUACGUCCAGAUCUCGGGCACAGAGUACGAGGUGGCCCAGAGGCCAGCCAAGGCCCCGGAGGGCCCAGGGACCUGUGGCACAGGCCAGGCGCUCCAGGACAGCAGAUGUGCGGCCUGCGGACCAGGUACCUACUUCAGCGGUGAGCAGGGCCAGUGUGUGCCGUGCUCGUCGGGGACCUACCAGGACCUACAGGGCCAGCUCAGUUGUACCCCAUGCCCCAGCAGUGAUGGACUUGGCCUGGCCGGUGCCCGCAACGUAUCUCAGUGCGGAGGCCAGUGCUCUCCGGGCUCCUUCUCAGUCGAUGGCUUCAAGCCGUGCCAGGCCUGUCCCCUGGGCACCUACCAGCCCGAGCCUGGGCGCACCCGCUGUUUCCCCUGUGGUGGGGGGCUGCUCACCAAGCACGAGGGUGCUGCCUCCUUCCAGGACUGCGAGGCCAAAGUGCACUGUUCCCCCGGCCACCACUACAACACGAGCACGCAUCGCUGCAUCCGCUGCCCUGUGGGCACCUACCAGCCCGAAUUCAGCCAGAACCACUGUAUCACCUGCCCAGGCAACACCAGCACCGACUUCGACGGCUCCACCAAUGUCACCCACUGCAAAAACCAGCACUGCGGUGGUGAGCUUGGUGAUUACACGGGCUACAUCGAGUCCCCCAACUACCCCGGCGACUACCCAGCCAACACCGAGUGCGUGUGGCACAUUGCGCCACCCCCCAAGCGCCGGAUCCUCAUCGUGGUCCCUGAGAUCUUCCUGCCUAUUGAGGAUGAGUGCGGUGAUGUCCUAGUCAUGAGGAAGAGUGCCUCUCCCACAUCCAUCACCACCUAUGAGACUUGCCAGACCUACGAAAGACCCAUCGCCUUCACCUCCCGAUCCCGGAAGCUCUGGAUCCAGUUCAAAUCCAAUGAGGGCAACAGUGGAAAAGGCUUCCAAGUUCCCUAUGUCACCUAUGAUGAGGACUACCAGCAACUAAUCGAAGAUAUUGUCCGUGAUGGGCGCCUGUAUGCCUCUGAGAAUCACCAGGAAAUCUUGAAAGACAAGAAGUUGAUCAAGGCUCUGUUCGACGUGCUGGCGCACCCCCAGAACUACUUCAAGUACACGGCCCAGGAGUCCAAGGAGAUGUUCCCUCGCUCCUUCAUCAAGCUGCUGCGCUCCAAAGUGUCCCGGUUCCUGCGGCCCUACAAGUAACGCUCAGCACUGUCUGCAGGGACGGCGAGGAGGAGGGAGGGCUCCCUUCCCUCCAAGGAAGAGCAGAAGGUGGCCCCUUGGGCCUCUGUGUCACCUUGGGAACCCCGUGACGUGUGCCCCUCAGGAAAGCCAUGGCAGGCUGGCACGGAGCCCGGGCCUCCCUCGGAUCUGCCGUCCCGGGGGGAACACUUUGCUCCAGGACGCUUGUGUCCCCCCUUUCGCCUCUUCAUUUCCCAGGACACCAAGAGCACCAUCUCCUGAGCAGCCGGCAGGAUGCUGACCCCAUGGGUGACCAGAGAGUGCGUGCCCUACACGUGACAUUUCUGGAGACAAGAAUGCGGCCUGUGCUCUCCCUGGGACGCUGGAGAAGGCAGGGGCUGACGUCACCACACAGGAAGGACGGCCAGGGAAGGAAGAGCAAGGAGCUGAGGCAUCGGGGUUGACGAGCCUGCGUUGAUGGCGACCCCCCUGGGGCUGCCACAUCCUGCAGGCUCCUCUGGCCACAGGCACGGGACACAGUCGGUGCCUGGUCAUUGGGCUCUAAGGACGCUGUGAUAGACAGAGCAGAGCUGCACAGGGAGAAAUAGCUUUCUCUUGAUAGGACAUCUAAUUAAGUACUAUAUACAUAAAUAUAAAUAUAAGAUUAUAUAUAUAUAUAUAUAUACUGCUAUUUGUGGGGACCCUAGGAGAAUGCUCCUUAGGGACCGGCAAUAUGGGUCACCACUGCCUGCCUGCCUGGAGGAUUAAGCUGCACCUCCUGUGACUGCCACCUCCCACGAGUGCAGGGAGAGCCAGGCUGGACCAGCAGUGCCUCCACAUGUGCACACUUGGGACCCGGGCUUGGGUGCUGUUGGAGUAUCAACCCCACCCCACAUCCCUCAUCACUGCCCUCGGUGCGACCCCAUGGACAGCAGCCUCUCCGAGCCACGAACUUCAGAAGGGGCCUGAGGCCCAGCACUGGUGACGUCCCUGAGUUCCGUGCUGUGCCCACGAAUCACCCAGAAAUGAGAUCUUUCUCAAGGAGGCAUAGGCUGUGCUGACUGGGGACCUUGGAUCAGCGACCAGAAGGGGGACAAGGCUGGGCACAGACUCCUUUCUGCCACACCGCACUGCCUGCCUGAGUCCCUUCGGACUCAAGAAGUCUGAGUGUGACCAGGAACUGAGCACCUGGGACACAGCCGGGUGAGACCAGUGACAUCCCAAGCUCUGCAAGUCCUCACUGCUUGGCCUCCUGUCUGCUGCCAUCUGUUCAAUGCGUGUAAGAAAUAAGCGUGUAUGUUUCAGGUUAACAAAUAUUAAAAUGAAUUCCAGCCCCCAAUUCUAAGCA